Gadus macrocephalus (Pacific cod) is the source of this 936-nucleotide messenger RNA. RefSeq names its product leukotriene C4 synthase (gene ltc4s). Gene Ontology annotation, molecular function: enzyme activator activity; glutathione transferase activity; glutathione peroxidase activity. Bases 149 to 616 code for a protein of 155 amino acids. Gene Ontology annotation, cellular component: membrane; endoplasmic reticulum; nuclear envelope. Lineage: Eukaryota; Metazoa; Chordata; Actinopteri; Gadiformes; Gadidae. The record is from RefSeq and is a predicted model, not a curated record. Gene Ontology annotation, biological process: leukotriene biosynthetic process. The transcript is spliced from 5 exons.
AUGACAAAACAGUUCUUCAUUCCUACCUGUCAGAUAAGGUCCGCCCACAUUUGGAGUGCAUGCGUCAGGUUACGGCUGAGCGGCUGUGUGUAGAAAGGAAUGAGUAAGUUCUGAGAGAGGGCAGAAGUGCUCUUCCUCUGGUGGAAGCAUGACGGACCACCUGGUAGGUCUUGGGGCGGUGUCAGUGCUGGCUGUGAUGGAGCAAGUCUAUUUCUCUCUGCAGGUGGUCUAUGCUCGGAGAAAGUACUCCGUGACCCCUCCUUCUACCUCUGGACCUCCCGAGUUUGAACGACUUCACAGAGCGCAAGUCAACUGCACGGAGUAUUUCCCCAUGUUCAUCACGCUGCUGUGGACUUCAGGCCUCUUCUUCCAUCAAGGUGUUUCCACGUUGUGCGGGUUGCUGUACCUGUACUCCCGCUACUGCUACUUCAAUGGUUACUGCCAGUCCUCCCGGCAACGGCUGGCUCCUCUGUAUUUUGGUGCCAAGGUUCUGUGGGCUCUGAUCGGCUUCUCCUCUCUGGGGGUGCUCGGCUCGCUCAGCCGUCUCUACGCCGGGGUUGACCUGGUGGACCUGGCCUCCUCCUGCCUGAUUCCUCACGCCCCCGUUGACCUCUGACCCAUGACGCAUGAUCACAUCAACUCAGAUCUUUUCCUUGACUUCAACCUCACCCGUAGCUAUUGUUGCACAAUCCAAACAUUUGUUUACCCAAAUAUUUAAGAUAACGCUAAGCUUAUGCUUUCUGUAGUCCAACAUAACAUUUCCAUCCCAGCAGUCCUAUCUCCAACCCAUGUAAUAAUAAUAAUACAUUUAAUUUAGAGGCGCCUUUCAAGACACCCAAGGUCACCUUACAGAGCAUAAAGUUAUCAUAAAUCGUUUAAAAACAAGACAUUGUGGAAAAAUAAUAAUAAUAAUAAAUAAAUAAAUAAAUGAUUGUG